AUGGCUAUGAACUUGCAGGAAAAUGUGACCUUGGCCAUGGCCGUGUUCACCAUCCUAGCCUCCAUCUACUUCUUCAACAAGGCUCAGCAGAGAUAUUUCAAGCGUGUGGUGCUGGCAGCGCGCACUAAACGAGGGCACCUGGUUCUGAAGAGCUUCAAGGAUACCCCGCUGGAGGGCUUAGAGCAGCUGCUGCCGGAACUGAAGGUGCGCACGCCCAUUCUGCAGCGCGCCAUGCUCAACCUGAUGCUGGUGGUCUCGGGAGUUGUGUUCUUCGUCAAUGUGGGCAUGGUGAUACUGUCUGACCUCAAGAUGGCCACCUCUCUGCUGCUACUGCUCUUUGCUGCCUUCAUGGGCCUGAGGGCCUCCAAGGUGUUUGGGCAGCGUAGAAGUGCGCAGGCGCUGGAGCUGGCGCACGUGCUGUACUACCGCAGCACAUCCAACAACUCGGAACUGCUCAGUGCCCUGGCGCUGCGCGCACAGGAGGAGCACAUCAAGGAGGCCCUGCUGGCUCGCAGCUUUCUAGCCCGCUGCCCAGGGGGCGCCCAAGGCCUCCCUGAAGAGACCUCCAAGUGGCUACAGUCUGAAGUGGAGAGCUGGCUUCUAGCCCAGUCCGGCUGUGAUGUGGCCUUCAAUGGAUCUCGGGCCCUAGCCCACCUACAAGCCCUGACUCCCAGCUUGGGCUUGAUCCCACCACCUGAGUUGCCACAACUUGACCCACGGGUCCUAGACACUCCAGAGGCCCCGCAGGCUGCUGCGCCCGGUGGUAGCUACCCCUCAUCCUGACCACUUAACCAUGUCCGGUACUGGCAGGGUGCCAAGCUCUGCCUCCUCCAUAGCAAGGUGUCAAUCGCGGCAACUGUAUCUCCUGCCCGGACUCUUGGCUAUGCACUUAAAGAGUAGUCAGUCAGGGCUGCUGGCAGUUGCUAAGCAGCCUCCUGAGGCCAGCCAAUCAAAGUCAUGUAUCUCAGCUUGUAUUUUAUUUCUCGGCCCCGCCCCUGACGGGAACCUCACCCAGGCCGGGAGGAGGGGGCGGAGUUUGGGGAGAUUUGACACAGCUGCUGGAUUGCAGCUGCUGGAGUUGGCACUGUGAGCCCGGCCGGGCUGUGAAAGCUGUGCCUGGAGGCCCUGCUUCAUCUUCCGUUUAGUCUGCACAGGACUGGUUGCCACACGCACCUGGGCGGGGCCCACUGCAGCUGGCAAGCCGUUUGGUCCUGGGCACCUCAACCACGGGCAGCCAAUCAGAAUUCCUGGAGGAAUUCUGCGAAUCCAUGUGAGAUGAGCCAUCUGUUCUGCAGCUGAUCCGUGCUGGUUGAAGGCAAUGGGAACUGCCUGGCCCAAAGAAGACGGUGGGCCUGCAGCAUUCCACCUCAAGAUCACUCCAGCUCAGGCCCAACCAGCCCUUGCUGCAGAAGCCGCUUUGGUAUGGGUCUCCCUACUGUGCACUAUUUAUGAC
This is a messenger RNA of Chionomys nivalis (European snow vole), 1453 nucleotides long. RefSeq names its product small integral membrane protein 47 (gene Smim47). The record is from RefSeq and is a predicted model, not a curated record. NCBI's taxonomy places the organism in Eukaryota, Metazoa, Chordata, Mammalia, Rodentia, Cricetidae. The coding region runs from base 1 to 783 and encodes 260 amino acids. The transcript has 6 exons. Gene Ontology annotation, cellular component: mitochondrion.